Messenger RNA from Beauveria bassiana ARSEF 2860, 258 nucleotides. RefSeq lists its product as uncharacterized. The coding region runs from base 1 to 258 and encodes 85 amino acids. The record is from RefSeq and is a predicted model, not a curated record. The transcript has 2 exons. Lineage: Eukaryota; Fungi; Ascomycota; Sordariomycetes; Hypocreales; Cordycipitaceae.
AUGACCUCCAAGUCCAACGUUUCGAUGACUGCCGACCACGGCUGCAUCGUCGAUAAGCGGUGCUUCAAGCGCUCGUUCACUGUCGAUGAACAGGCCAAGCUCCGCGAUGAUAGAAUCAACAUCAUGUUGAAAAACAUCGACGACCCCAGUGUGGUUGUGAUUCAGGCCAAGCAGUCGUACAUGCCAAACCCUCGAUCCGGCCCAGGAAAUGGCGGGGCAGGACAAAAGUCGACCCUCUCGACUGCAGUCAGGGCCUAG